This is a messenger RNA of Ctenopharyngodon idella (grass carp), 1707 nucleotides long. It is a transcript of the gene sars2, whose product is annotated as seryl-tRNA synthetase 2, mitochondrial. The record is from RefSeq and is a predicted model, not a curated record. Bases 42 to 1583 code for a protein of 513 amino acids. Gene Ontology annotation, cellular component: mitochondrion. Gene Ontology annotation, biological process: mitochondrial seryl-tRNA aminoacylation. NCBI's taxonomy places the organism in Eukaryota, Metazoa, Chordata, Actinopteri, Cypriniformes, Xenocyprididae. Gene Ontology annotation, molecular function: ATP binding; serine-tRNA ligase activity; tRNA binding. The transcript is spliced from 16 exons.
CCUCUCGGCUUCCGUACAGUUAAACUGUCAACCUGUUCAUCAUGGCGUCCUCCAUAAGGGCAGUAACACGGUUUUGCUCUUUUUAUCUGCUUACGUCUUCGAGACAAAAUGUCAGCAGUGGAUUUAGAUGGUCCUGCCGACCUUGCUCCUCUCGACCGGUCAGGAGCAGCCUCUAUGAGCAUGUACGGGACGGGUACAGUCACAAACCCGAGCUGGACAUGCAGCGUGUGUGCGAGGAGACAGAUGCGGUGACAGCGGAGGUGGAGAAUCGGAAAGGAGAUCUGCGGGCAGCUGAUGUCGGAGUUAUAGUCUCAGUCUGGAAGAAACUACAGAAGGUGCAAAAGGAAAUAUCAGAUUUGGAAAAGAGAAAGAAUGUGAUCAGUGGCAAAGUCCGCGCUCUUGUGGAUGAACAUGACAAAUCCACUUUGUCUAGUCUUGUGGAGUACAAAAGUGCUAGAGAAGAGGGUAGAGCACUCAGAGAGAAACUUAGUCAGUUGUAUCUGCAAGAGAGUGAGCUGGAGAAAGAGCAUUACUGCCGCGCUCUAAGGCUGCCCAACAGAACACAUCCAAGUGUGCCCAUCGGAGAUGAGAGCCAGGCCAGAGUGGUUGAAUUGGUUGGUCAGAGACGAGAAUUUGAUUUCAAACCAAAAGGCCACCUGGAAAUUGGAGAGGGUCUUGACAUCAUCAGACAAAGACGGCUUGCCCAUGUGUCAGGGCACAGAUCAUACUACUUGAGAGGGGCAGGGGCCAGACUUCAGUUUGCCUUGCAAACUUUUACUAUGGAUCUUCUUCAGAAACGGGGCUUUAUUCCUAUGGUUGUUCCUGACAUAUUAAAAUCAGUGGUUUUUGAAGGUUGUGGGAUGCAGCCUCAUGCUCAUAAAUCACAGGUGUACUCUCUGGACCCUUCACGCUUUCCUGACCUUAAUCUUGCUGGAACAGGGGAAGUAGGAGUGGCAGGAUAUUUCAUGGAUCAUGCUGUAAAUUUGAAGGAUUUACCUGUCAGGACAGUCUGUAGUAGUGCAUGCUAUCGAGCAGAAACAGACACAGGAAGAGAGACCUGGGGGCUCUACAGAGUUCACCAUUUUAACAAGAUUGAAAUGUUCGGUGUGACUUCGAAUGAGACGGGAAAGGAGAGUUCAGAAUUAUUGGAUGAAUUUGUGAUGUUACAGAAAGAGAUUUUCUCUUCCCUGAAGCUUCAUUACAGAGUCUUGGAUAUGCCCACUCAAGAACUGGGGCCUCCUGCCUUCCGAAAAUAUGACAUUGAGGCAUGGAUGCCAGGACGUGGCAGCUUUGGAGAGAUUUCCAGUGCCUCAAACUGCACAGACUACCAGAGCCGGCGCCUUAACAUUCUCUAUGAGGGAAAUGAUGGAAACCUUAAGUACGCGCAUACGGUAAAUGCUACAGCUUGUGCUAUUCCACGUACCAUCAUUGCCAUUUUGGAGACGCACCAAACCAAGGAAGGGACGGUUCAGAUUCCUGAAGUCUUGCAGCAAUACCUCGGCUUGGAUGUGAUAGAAAAACCUAAAUACACUCCUAUUAAAUAUAUUGGACCAAACCAACCCAAGCGACAUGCCUCAAAAUAACUCCUUAAUAGUAUAUCAGGCUUCAACGAAGUACUGUUUUUACUGUAUUCUCAACUGUGAAUGCAAUGUAUAUAGGUGUUUGUCUUAUAGUGUUUCAAACCUCAAUAAAAUGCCAUCAGUGACA